AUGCACAUCUACGUCCUCGCGCACAUCGACUCAACCAUCAACGCCAAAAAUGCCACUCUUACCGGCGGUCACAUCUCGCACGUAGGCGAGCUCUUCUUCGACCAGCAGCUCAUCACCGCCGCCGAAUCUGUCGAGCCCUACUUCUCCAACACGCAAGAACUCCUGCUCAACACCGACGACGGCUUCUUCGCGCAUGAAGCAGCUAAUUUUGACCCUGCGCUCAACUACGUCUACCUCGGCGACAGCGUCGAGGAGGGGUUGUUUGCUUGUGUCACCAUCGGUAUCGAUCCUAGUGAUGUCACGAUACCCCGGGCGGCGGUUAGCUUUAGGGAGGGCGGCAGCGUUGCGAAUCCUUGUGUCGGUGGUGGUCCGGACGGCCCGCCGCCCACUGGGGGGUUCCCUGGGGCCCGAGGCCGAUAA
Messenger RNA from Ascochyta rabiei, 420 nucleotides. RefSeq lists its product as uncharacterized. The record is from RefSeq and is a predicted model, not a curated record. The transcript is spliced from 2 exons. Gene Ontology annotation, molecular function: iron ion binding; oxidoreductase activity, acting on single donors with incorporation of molecular oxygen, incorporation of two atoms of oxygen. Lineage: Eukaryota; Fungi; Ascomycota; Dothideomycetes; Pleosporales; Didymellaceae. Bases 1 to 420 code for a protein of 139 amino acids.